UCUGAGCCUCCGGUCAGCCUGCGAUUCUGUCUCCUAGGUCUGAUUGAUGACUACAAGAACCUCCACGGCAACACCCCUGCCCCAGGCCCCUCAGCCUCUUGCCGCUGGCAGCCGCCCGUCUACAACAGCAGCAGGGCCUUUGGGGCUCGCUACCCUCGUCCCAGCCGGAGGGGCUUCUCCACGAGCCAUGGGCCUUCGUGGCGCAAGAAAUACUCCCUCGUGAAUCGACCCCCGGGACCCUUGGGCCCACCUGGCACCUCCUUGGACCCACCCAGUGAUUCCUUGGACCCACCCGGGGACUGUGCUGCGCACCCCACCCUUGGGGCUGGAGGCAGCCAGGACCCCACCCCCCAGCAGUAUGUCCUGGAGAGGCAGGUCCAGCUCAGUGCUGACCAGAGCAUGGUCAUCAAGAUCAAACCCCCGUCCCAGCCCAGCGUGGCUGGUGCUGCAGGUGCCCCCCGGGGCUCCUCGAAAGAAUAUGAGGACCCUCCUUGGAGUGACCGCAGGCCUCGGGGAGGGGAGGGCGAGCCCCCUGGUGGGCAGCGCCCGCCCUCAAAGCCAGGAAGGGCCAAGGGGGCCUACAGCACAGAGGACUGCCAGCUGGUCUGCCAGAAGGAGGCCGGCAAGCCCCGGGUGGUGAAGUCUGUGAGCAGCUUGAGCGACAGCCCCUCGGAGUCCCGGCGGACGGUCAGUGAGAGCGCCAUUUCCGUCAAGGCCUGCCUCCUGCCUCCCCCCGGGCCCCAGCGCAGUGGCGUGGCCCUGACUGUGAAGGUGAGCUCGCACCCUGUGGCCAGCUGUGCUGCACAGCUCCUUGGGGACAGGAGAGCCGAUGCCGGCCACCCCGAUCAGCCAGCUCACUCUGGCUCUGUGGCAGGCCCAGCCCGACCAGCUUCUGGACCCAGGCAGGCCCCGGAGGCCUCGCUGCUGGUGUCCUGUCAAAACAACAAGUUCCGGAAAAACAACUACAAAUGGGUGGCUGCUUCGACGAAGAGCCCCCGGGCCCCUCGCAGGGCCCUCAGCCCCAGAGCAGCUGCGGAGAACGUGUGUACAUCGGAGCGAGCGGAGAAGCUGCAGCCCAGAGCCGACCCGGAGACCAAACCCAAGAAGCCGGCCGUGUGCCCCGCGGGGGCUCCCCGCAGCAAGUACAAGUGGAAGGCCUCCAGCCCCUCGGCCUCCUCCUGCUCCUCCUUCCGCUGGCAGUCGGAGGCUGGCAGCAAGGACCAUGCCUUCCAGCUCUCUCCAGUCCCUUCUAGGUCCCCCCCGGGGGACAAGCCAGCAGUGGGACCCAGUGGCUUGAAGCCCCUCUUCAGUGAGGCCUCAGGGCUCUCGGCUUACAAAGUGAAGAGCCGCACCAAGAUCAUCAAGAGGCGGGGGAGCGCCAACCUUCCUGGGGACAAGAAGAGCAGCCCCCCGCCAACUGCCACCGCCAAGAGCCAGUUCAGCCUGCGCAGGAGGCAGGCCCUGCGGGGGAGGAGCGGCCCUGUCCAGAAGAAGACCCCCCCCAAGGGCCUGAUGCAGGUCACCCGGCACCGGCUGUGCUGCCUGCCUCCUGGCCGCACCCACCUCCCCCUCAAGGAAGCCUCCAACCUGAACGCCCUGCCGGCCCCGGCCACCAGCAAAGUGAUCAAGACCCGGUACCGCAUCGUCAAGAAGACCCCGGUGUCGCCUUUCAGCGCAUCCCCCUUCCCCCUUUCCCUGCCUUCCUGGCGGGCUCGGCGGCUCUCCCUGUCCAGGUCCCUGGUGCUAAAUCGCCUGCGCCCUGCCCGCGGGGGUGGGAGAGUCCAGCUCGGCUCCCCCCGCUGGCGGGACAGAGGCUACCGCUGUAUCGGAGGGGUGCUCUACCGGGUGACGGCCAACAAGCUCGCCAAGACUCCCGGCCGGCCCAGUGCUGAGGGGGCCUGCAGGCCCCUCCUGCGUACAGCCUCUGUUCCCAGGGAAGGCCCCUCGGGCAGGCCACAUGAGUACUGCAUGUACUACAACCGCUUCGGCAGGUGCAACCGCGGCGAGCGCUGCCCCUACAUCCACGACCCUGAGAAGGUGGCCGUGUGCACCAGGUUUCUCCGGGGCACAUGCAAGAAGACGGACGGGACCUGCCCCUUCUCCCACCAGGUCUCCAAGGAGAAGAUGCCCGUGUGCUCCUACUUCCUGAAGGGGAUCUGCAGCAACAGCGACUGCCCCUACAGCCACGUCUACGUGUCUCGGAAGGCGGAGGUCUGCACCGACUUCCUCAAAGGCUACUGCCCGCUGGGCGCCAAGUGCAAGAAGAAGCACACCCUGCUGUGCCCCGACUUCUCCCGCAGGGGCUCCUGCCCCCGGGGCGCCCAGUGCCAGCUGCUCCACCGCAACCAGAAGCGCCCCGGCCGCCAGGCAUCUGCACCCCCAGCCCCGGAGCCCAGCAACGUGCCUCCCAGGAGCAGGGCCUCCACUGGCCAUGGGCCCAGGUCCUUCUCCCCCUCCCCCUCUUCUCCCUCCCCCUCCUCCUCCCCCUCCUUAGACCGGGAGGAGCCGGUGCUCCAGGAGGAGGCUGCCUCUGCGGGGAAGGGCUCCGGAGGCCUCUCCAAGCUGCCUUCCUUCAUCUCCCUGCAGUCCACGCCCAGCCCAGGCGGCCAGCCCAGGGCCCCGACCACCAGGAGCGCCCCCGCCAAGGACUCAGGGAAACCUCUGCACAUCAAACCCCGGCUGUGAGGGCCCAGGGUGCCAGCCCACGCCUACCUCAGCCCUCCGCGCUGGACAGGAAGGAGGCUACCCACCGCCACCGCCCCAGGAGGGCUGCCUGCCACCAGACGCCCUGGGGGCUGCUGGGCCAUCGCUUCCUCUGGGAGCCCCUGUCGCCAUGCCACAGCUCACGGACAGCCGCUGCCCACGGGUCCUCUGGGAGCCCCUGUCGCCAUGCCACAGCUCACGGACAGCCGCUGCCCACGGGUCCUCUGGGAGCCCCUGUCGCCAUGCCACAGCUCACGGACAGCCGCUGCCCACGGGUCCUCUGGGAGCCCCUGUCGCCAUGCCACAGCUCACGGACAGCCGCUGCCCACGGGUCCUCUGGGAGCCCCUGUCGCCAUGCCACAGCUCACGGACAGCCGCUGCCCACGGGUCCUCUGGGAGCCCCUGUCGCCAUGCCACAGCUCACGGACAGCCGCUGCCCACGGGUCCUCUGGGAGCCCCUGUCGCCAUGCCACAGCUCACGGACAGCCGCUGCCCACGGGUCCUCUGGGAGCCCCUGUCGCCAUGCCACAGCUCACGGACAGCCGCUGCCCACGGGUCCUCUGGGAGCCCCUGUCGCCAUGCCACAGCUCACGGACAGCCGCUGCCCACGGGUCCUCUGGGAGCCCCUGUCGCCAUGCCACAGCUCACGGACAGCCGCUGCCCACGGGUCCUCUGGGAGCCCCUGUCGCCAUGCCACAGCUCACGGACAGCCGCUGCCCACGGGUCCUCUGGGAGCCCCUGCUGGGACCUGGAGGCCUGCAAUUGAGUCGCCCUGGAGAAGGGGAGGGGCUGGCCGCAGACCCCGGAGGUACAGAGCUGUGACCACUGCUCUGUCCUCCCACCUGCCCACCAGGCUCUGGACCUGAACAGGGCCAGGCAGGGUAAAGGUGCCCCCCUGCCUGUCCCUCAUGGCCACGCCACCAUGACUUGUGGGGAAAGGCCCAAGGGAGCCAGGGGCCAUGACUGCAGCUGGCUGGGAUGGGGUCCCCACACCGAGUCCCCCCGGA
Messenger RNA from Myotis brandtii (Brandt's bat), 3710 nucleotides. It is a transcript of the gene ZC3H3, whose product is annotated as zinc finger CCCH-type containing 3. The annotation marks the transcript as partial. The record is from RefSeq and is a predicted model, not a curated record. Gene Ontology annotation, cellular component: nucleus. Gene Ontology annotation, molecular function: metal ion binding. Lineage: Eukaryota; Metazoa; Chordata; Mammalia; Chiroptera; Vespertilionidae. The transcript has 13 exons.